Phalacrocorax carbo (great cormorant) is the source of this 1031-nucleotide messenger RNA. Lineage: Eukaryota; Metazoa; Chordata; Aves; Suliformes; Phalacrocoracidae. The record is from RefSeq and is a predicted model, not a curated record.
AUGGCCGUAGCCGCCGGCUCUCAGCGGCCUAGGCGGCCGCUCUGUGCACCUGGAGGCUCGGCUCUAUUAGCUGCGCGGGAGUGGCCCCGCCUCCCCGCGCAGACGCAGUGCCGACAUGGCGGGCGGGGGUCGGGGCGACCACUGGGCUCCGAGGGGAUGCUGGGGCUGCUGGAGGCCUCCGUGGUGCUCCGGGAAGGGUCCCUGGUGGCGCUGAGCAAGCCCCCUGGCCUGCCCAUCCUGGGGUGCCCCGGGGAGCUGAGCCUGGCAGCACUGCUGCCGGCACUGAGGCGGCGCCUGGGCCUCCCUGUUGAGCUCCACGUGGUGAAGGCUCCAGCCAGGCAGUGCUCUGGCCUUGUCCUCCUCUCCAGCAGCCGCCGUGCUACCGAGCAGCUCCAGCAGUUCUUCGCUGAUGCCCGCCGGAGAGGCCAGUACCCUGCCACAUACCACGCUGUCACCAUAGGGGUCCCGUCAGAGGCGGAGGGCGAGAUCCGCACUGGGCUGUGCUGGCAGCAGCAGGGUGACACUGCCAUGGUGGUGCCGGUGCCGGCCCCAGGGCGCCGCAGCCUGGCCAGGAAGGAGGUGAAGAGCACCCUGACACGCUACCGGGUGCUGGGCGCCGCAGGGGGCUGCGCCCUCCUCCAGCUCCAGCCCAGGACAGCCUUCCCAGAGCAGCUCCCGGUCCACCUGACGCUGCUGCUGUGCCCGGCCCUGGGUGACCAUGAGUACUCGUCCCGCGUGGGCAGGGUGCUGGGGGUGCCCUUCCUCCUGCCCCCUGCGGCUACCCCAACCCGCACACAGGUGCUGGACGAGGAUCUGCUGCGCCGGCUGGGGCUCUCCUCGCAGCAGCUCCGCAACCUCCCACUCCACCUCCACCUGCAGCAGCUGGUGCUGCCCCAGGGCCCGCUCUGCGCCCCCCUGCCCCCCCACUUCCUACGCACCCUGCAGCGCCUGGGGCUCCUAGAACCUGUGGCAGAACUCCCCCCCCGAUCCACUCCCCCUCUGCCCCCCCAUUAAACCCCCAACUGCUGCCA